Saccostrea cuccullata (small rock oyster) is the source of this 2909-nucleotide messenger RNA. RefSeq names its product chromosome-associated kinesin KIF4A-like. Gene Ontology annotation, molecular function: microtubule binding; microtubule motor activity; ATP binding. The record is from RefSeq and is a predicted model, not a curated record. Gene Ontology annotation, cellular component: microtubule associated complex. NCBI's taxonomy places the organism in Eukaryota, Metazoa, Mollusca, Bivalvia, Ostreida, Ostreidae. The transcript is spliced from 2 exons. Bases 147 to 2246 code for a protein of 699 amino acids. Gene Ontology annotation, biological process: spindle elongation; microtubule-based movement; mitotic spindle organization.
UCGGACCGAAAUUACUGUGGUACGAGACCUACGAAUCACCUUAUGACGUCAUCAAUAUUUGUGUAUUUACAAACACCUUGGAGAGAUAACGCGAAAAGCCAGUAAUUCAAGGAAUGUAGAAUAGGUGCGGUUCAUAAGCUGCCAUCAUGCCAGAAAGUGUACCAAUUAAAGUGUGUGGACGAUGUCGGCCGCUGACACAGGAGGAGGCAACCAAAGGGGUGAAAAGUGUAGUCAAAUCUUCUGGUGACAAAUUACUGAUUGAAUCGGGCGGAAAGGAGCAUUCUUUUUCUUUUGAUGGAGCAUACGCCAAUGAUGUUAGAAAUGAACAAAUCUACAAAGAGCGGUGUGAACCAAUUCUACAGAGAGCAUUGGAAGGAUUCAAUGUGAGCAUCAUUGCUCUUGGGUCAACCAAUGCUGGAAAGACUUAUCUGAUGUCAGGUACUGAGGGUGAUCCAGGAAUUGCGCCCUGCUUCAUCAGAAAUCUUUACCAAGCCAUUGGAGAGAGGAGCAACAAGGAGUUCUUCAUCACGGUUUCAUACUUGGAAGUUCUGGAUGAAAAGAUGAGUGAUUUGUUGAACCCUCAUGUAAAUCAAAUGAAGAUCCGCCAUCACCCUCAUAAAGGCAUCUUCAUUGAAGGUCUGUCAGAGAUGGUGGUUCACAACUGGGAGGAAAUGAGCCAGCUUUACGAGCAGGGGACCAGAGUUAGAAAAAUGGGGGCCAAUGACAUCAGAGCCAACCAAGCCAGGGCUCACUCAGUUUUCACCAUCACUGUCGAACAGAGAACUAGACAGUCCAGUAAAGUUGGCGUUAGAUCCGUUAUUUGUCUGGCGGAUUUAGCCAUGGGAGAGGCAGGAGGAACCUCAGAUACUCACAUUGUGGCUGGUCUUCAGGGCCUUAUGAAUGUCCUCAGUGCUCUGGGAGGUCCCAAGAAAGGCAGCAAUAUACCGUACAGAGAUUCCACAAUUACUCGAGUACUCCAGGACUCGUUUGGUGGUAAUACGGUCACCCUGAUGUUUGCUGUUGUCUCACCGGUUGACAAAGCUCACAAAGAGUCACUGACCACGCUUCAGUAUGCUUCCUAUGCAAAGUCGGCUAAAAACCACGUCAAAGCCAAUUUGGACGAAACGGCAGAAAUCAUUGCGGAUCUGCGGGAAGAAAUUGCAAAGUUAAGAGAUAAAAUUGCUGCAACUUCCGCACCUAGUAGGGAUGAUGUACACAAGCUUGAAGAUCUAGUGCAAGAUUUACAGAUUGCUAAGAUGUCAACUUGGGCUGAGAGAGAGAAACUGUCCAAGAAAUUUGAAGAGGAGAGAAAAGUUAAUUUAGCCAACAAGGGAAUUCUGGACUGGGUUAUGGAUAACAUGAAAAAAGGAAACAAAGAAAUUCAGGAAAAGAUGCUGCUUCUCCAGAAGGAAAAAGAUCAAGUGACUUCACAAUACACAGAAAAGAGGAGAGUGGUGGAUGGUUUGAAUGAAGAGCUGCAGAAAAAGAUUGCUGAGUACUCAAAGUAUCAGGACAGUGGAAAAUUAACUGAUUCUGAAACAAAGAAAAGGGUCACAGCCAUCCAUGAAAUCAAAGAAAAACUGAGGAAGGAAUCCGAAGGGUUAAAGCAGAUCAAAUCCCAGUUAAGGGAUUUAGCUGAGAAACAGAAAGAAGAACGAGACGAAGUCAACUCGCAAAUGUCAGCGUUGAAAGGAAGCACAGAACUACGUCAGCAAGUGGAGAAGGAAGAAAGGCUGAGGGUAGAGAAGGAAAACAGAGCCAUGAUAGCAGAUGAAGUGGAGAAGAUGAAGACCGAACUAGAAACAGAAAAAUCACACAUUCAGUUGAAAGUGACCGAAAAUAAAUCCCACAGUGCUCAAGAAGUUGCCCAAUUAGAAAUCCAACUGGCGGAGAUGAAAUUAGAAAAACCAGUUACAACCAUGAAGAUACAGCUCUUGGAGCAAGAGAAGGAACGUCUGAUCAAAGAACUGGAUGCGGUUUACCAGGUACAUAAAGACGAGCUUGAGUUUCAGAGGCUGCAUCACCUGGAGACGUUUAGGACAUACCGGGAGAUGUUUGAGGAACAGAAAGCGGCGUUGGACCAGCGAUACCGACAUCUGCUGGAGGACGCCAUACAGGACGCAGUCUUCCUGUCCAGCAGGAACAAUGAACUCCAGGAAGAAAGUCAAAGUCUGCGACAACAGAAUGCCGAAAUGAGGGAUUCCAUUACAAAGCUGGGUGGACGCCUCCCAAGUCAAAUUGCAUGACAUUUUCAGUUUCUUCUUCUGUGAUCAUGAAAAACUGUGAUAAAGAUACUGUCAUCCUUCCAUAAUUAUAGGUACACAUUAUGUAUCUUCUAAUCCAAGCCAUUUCUAUUAUUAUAUAUAAUGUGUUAGUUAAUUUGAUUUUUUAAUUCUGUACAUCAAUGAGUUUAUUACCAGGUAAAUGCAAAUGGUUAUUUAUUAUACAUACAUUAAUUGACAACCAUGCUGGUACAUGUACUUGAUAGCUAGCACCUGAAAAUUAUAAAUAAAUUUGCUCAUUCUAUUUUAGAAAUGCUGAAAUAUAUGCAUAUUUGAAUUUAUUAUUUUAAGUUAAUAUAUAAUAAAUAAAAAGAAUUGAAGUCAUCUAAUCAAAAAUUUAUGUCAUUUUUCUGUUCAUUUAUUCGAAAGCAAAAAUAUCUUUAAUAAUAUUGAUUGAUUGAGAACUAAUACAUGUAUACCGUAAUUAAUGUUUUUUAUUAGCUGGAAUGGCAUGAAAGUUGUAGGUUUAACAGUAGAUCUGUUUAAUUGAAACUUACACUUGUUAACAAUUUUGUUAUUUUAUAAUAAUUAUUAGACAGCAGGAUCUGUCUUAAGAUGAAUCCGUCCUUUGUAUUUAUUUCAAUGUUUGAGAUAGCUAGUUUUUUCCUUAACUUUUUUUCCUUUUUU